UAGCAAAGGUGUUGAAUGUUCCACUGUCCAAUUAGAAAUAUGCUGCCAUUUUGGUCUGGAGUGAUUGCCUGUCUGUUGGCUCUCCUGGUCGUCCCUCAGGCCCUUGCCUGGGAGUCGCCAGAGCUGCGGAAUGCGGCAGAGCCGCCCCAGUGCUACAGCUGCGAGGGCAUCAACUGUCUGAGGACAACCAAGCAGAAUGUGACCAUCGGCUGCGCAGAUCGACUGGACAUUUGUGUGACCAUCUACGAGGACUUUGCCGUCAGCGAGAGAGGCUGUCUGUCGCAGAUCUCCCUGGAAGGACAGGCCAAGUGCCAGGCUAGGAGUCCGGAGUGCCACAAAUGCAGCGGAGAACUGUGCAACAAUCAGGGACGAAGCGACUUCAAGUGCAUUCAGUGCAGCGGAUCUACUUCGUCCACCUGCAACGAGGGAGCCGCCUCCACACUGAAGGCCUCACAGUGCGGUCUUCCGACCUCCAGCAAUUCCUACUGCUAUGUCAAGGUCGUGGGCGAGAACCUUCAGCGCGGCUGUGCCACGUCCCUGAAGGAGCAGAAGAGCUGCCUGGAGAGCCGAGAUUGCUCGCUCUGCCUCCCGGGGAACUCCCUCGAAUCCGUGGCCUGCAACACGUUCGACUUGGCCUACGCCAAGUCGAGUGCAGGUCUGGGUCAAAGGGUAGCAGGCCUGAGCUUGGCCCUCAUAGGCCUGCUGGCCAUUCUUUUGUUCAACUAGUAUUUUGCCAAAGCCAAAUAAAUGAGAAUUAAUCAGUCA
This is a messenger RNA of Drosophila persimilis, 765 nucleotides long. RefSeq lists its product as uncharacterized. The transcript is spliced from 3 exons. NCBI's taxonomy places the organism in Eukaryota, Metazoa, Arthropoda, Insecta, Diptera, Drosophilidae. The record is from RefSeq and is a predicted model, not a curated record. The coding region runs from base 16 to 726 and encodes 236 amino acids.